Molecule: messenger RNA, 390 nt
Organism: Diabrotica balteata
Lineage: Eukaryota; Metazoa; Arthropoda; Insecta; Coleoptera; Chrysomelidae
Source: the annotation of a GenBank genome assembly
AUGAAAAAGUUCCUAUGCAGUCGGGACAUAUAUAUAUAUUUAAGAACGAGAAUGUUAAGGUGCUAUGUUUUCUCUAUUCUGCUGUACGGCAUGGAAGCCUGGACACUGAAAAAGAUAAACAUUAAAAACAUUGAGACAUUCGAGAUGUGGUGUUACAGGAGAAUGUGGAAAAUACCAUGGACAGAAAGAGUAACAAAUCAAGAUGUUCUGCUGAAGAUGGGGAAGGAAUGCGAAGUCAUAAAAACCAUACAGACGAAAAAACUGGAAUAUAUGGGACACAUAAUGAAAGGAAAAAAGUACUCUCUGCUUAGACUCAUAAUCCAACAAAAAAUCUCGCGAAAGAGAAAUGUGGGACGUAGGAGGAUUUCCUGGUUGCGAAAUUUAAGGGAG